Messenger RNA from Dimorphilus gyrociliatus, 2810 nucleotides. Lineage: Eukaryota; Metazoa; Annelida; Polychaeta; Dinophilidae. The record is from the annotation of a GenBank genome assembly.
AUUUUAAUCACUUAACAAAUACACUUAGGUUUCAAGUAUUCUAUUUGUUAAAUUUUAUUUAACCCAACAAAGAUUUGAAUACCGAUAUAAAUAAUGCAUAUUUACAAAGUUGAAUAGGCUUAAAUUUGAAUUGUCCACCAAUGUAUAUUAUGGACACUGUAAAAAAGUAGUUCUUCCGAGGCUAUUAUUCUGUCUGCAGUGACCAUGACGACGAUUCUAAAGUACCUUCCGCCUCUACAAUUAACUCAUGAACAAGUUCGAAAGAAAAUACUUGAAUGGUUCUCAAUCUGGCCAAAUUGGCAAAAAGAAAUUGUUCUUUCGGAGUUGACAACCAGAUGUCAAAUUGAACAAUUGCAGUCAUUAACUACCUCUAUUGAACCUCUUUUACAUCAAAUCGAAACUAUACCAAAGUUAACAUAUCAUAAAAAAGAAAAGAAAGAAACUACUGAUAAAACAGCAAUAUUCAAUAAAUUUUGUCAAGAUUUUUCAAAAAGUAUAUUAAAAGACACUUUACAAUAUUUUGGUAAAGAAGAAAAAACAUCGGAUACUGAAAGUAAAAAUAUAGAUAAAGUUGAUUUUAUUAAAAAAUCAAAAACAUUACAAUGGACAUAUAAAAAUAGGAAAAGUUUUGAAUCAUUUCCAUCGCCUUCUAAGGAUUUCUUACCGGAAAGAUCAAAGAGAGGAUCUUGGAAAGCUGAGAAACUAUUUGUUAAAAGUCUUACAGAAAAUACACUUGAUUUUCAACCGAAGCUUAUUGCAGCUCAAUCGUUGUACAAACCCUCAAAAUUUUGGUCAAACAAUUCAAAAGAACGUUUAAUAAAGGCUGAUGAAAAGAAAUUACACAAACACUUCAAAGAACAAGUAGAACAGAUACGAUUAUGGAUGAAUACUUGGUCACAAUCUGAAUUGUUAUCACUUCUAGUUGAUUUAUUGAAAGUCUGUUGUAAAAAUGAGUUGAUACUGUUUAUGAGAUGUUUAAUGGAAAGAUUUCGCGAAAAAAUUGAUAUUGAUUGGUUGCCGGAUGAUAUUUUACUUAAUAUAUUUAAAUAUUUAGAUACGGAUGAUUUAAGAAAUUGUUCACUUGUCUGCCGAAGAUGGAAGUUGUUAUCUGAGCAAAAUAAAGGAUUGUGGAAAGAAGUUAGAGAGGACAGCUUCUCAAAAUUAUGGGGUAACGUUUAUCAACUUUCCGGUGCCAAAGUUCGUAUUAUUGAAAAGCCAAAAUCAAGAAGAAAAACUGCAAGAAGUGAUACCGUAAGUAUUGGAGGUCUGUCUAAACCUCAAAGUAGGAUGUCGAGAGCGUCGUCUAAAUUCAGAAGCGGAGGUGAGAAUGAAGAUUUGUCGUGGGAGGAGAGAGAAGAUCUUAAAGAUGUUCAAUGCAAACCUUUAAGAACUUGGCAUAAGAAGGAGAAAGAAUCGGAAGACGAUUCAGCAUUAGACAUACACUUACAUUUGAUGCAAUCUAAAAAUCUUGCUCAAAACUCAGGAUCCGUAACCCAAGUCUUAAAAUUAGAAGAAGUAAUCGGAAAAUUGCCAAAUGUUGAUAAAGCUUACAAACUUCAAGGCCAUAUGGAUUCUGUCAAUUGCGUUGAGAUCGACAAAAAACGGAUUCUAACUGGCAGUGCUGAUAGAUCAAUUCGUAUGUGGGAUAGUCGACAGAUGAAACCUUUCUACAAACUGUACGGUCAUAAAGGAGGAGUUCGCUGUAUCGUCACAGAUGGGGAGGAAAUAUUUACGGGUUCUUGGGAUGCUUCAAUAAUGAUAUGGCACGGGAUAAAUUUAACAUUACUCAAAAUUUUAACAGGCCAUACUGGCGUUGUUUCGACAAUGUCUUCAAAUGGUAAACUAUUAAUAUCCGGUUCGCACGAUGGUACAGUAAGAAUAUGGGAAAGAGCUAGCGAUUUCGAAUGUAUUAAGGUAUUACCCCUCCACCAGAGUCAUAUAAACGCAUUGUUCUUUGACAAGACAAAACUCAUAGUCACAGCAAGUACUGAUAAAACUUUAAAAUUGACCAAUAUUCAUUCUGGUCAAGUCAUAAAAGUUUUUGAACAUAAACUAGUUGAUUCCUUAACUAGUCUUAAAGUCAUAAAUUAUUUGGCUCUGUGCGGUGAUGUUAAAGGAAAGGUAGCAGCCUUUAAUAUAUGCAAUGGUAGGCUAGAAGCUUUGAUAAAGGCCCAUUCCUCUCAAAUAACCGCAAUAGACUAUUUAAAAGGGACAGGAACAAGAAGCUUCUUUUACACAGCGUCAUCCGACGGUUGCGUUAAGGAAUACAGCCUUGCAACGCUAACUUGUACAAGAGUGCUUCAUGGCCACAGAGCAGGUUUAAAGGAUUUAAAAAUAAAAUCUGGUAAAAUGGUUACUGCUAGCGACGAUGGAACUUUAAGGGUCUGGUUCAUAAACAUUUAAUUUGUGAUCUUACCAAUGUUAACACGAAAGGGAAGCCUAAUCUUUUCAGUAUUAUCAAUGCUUUAUGGUAUACUUUAUAAAGCGCAAUUUUAGACGAACUGAUAAAAUUCUAUUGUUAUCUUAUUGAUACGCAAAAAGAAUAAAUUUUGUUAUAAAUAAGUGAAUUCCUUUUAACCUGUAAAAUAGUACUUUUUAUCACCCUUUUAUUCUUUCGCGCCAAAAAGAGACUACUUCUAACCCAUAACUUUAAUCAAUUACACCCCAAUAUUUAGUCAAUACUUAAUAUUAAUAAAAAUUUAAAUAUAUUUAAUACUUAGGAUAAACACUAGACAACGACCUUGCAAUGGAUAUUUCUAAGUGCUCACCCUUAAUUUGUUUAUUGAAUUUUUAAACUACUCUAUUAUCGC